Mesorhabditis spiculigera is the source of this 903-nucleotide messenger RNA. NCBI's taxonomy places the organism in Eukaryota, Metazoa, Nematoda, Chromadorea, Rhabditida, Rhabditidae. The record is from the annotation of a GenBank genome assembly.
AUGCUGAAAUUAAUUAGCUUUUUCCUAUUUUUUGGGUGGGCUACUGUAUGCGGGGCGUAUCACACCCCGUGCGAGCAGGGAUGGACGUAUUACCAGCUUUCCGGCCUCUGCUACAAAGCCGAAAUCGUCCCACCCGGAAAUUUCAGCACCCGAAUUCAGCAUUGCCGCUCCUACAAUGCGCACGUCGCCAGUUUGCACAAUAAAAUGGACAACUUCUUCAUCAGGACGGUGAAUGCGUCGCUGGUGGAUUACAGCCUCGAAUUCGGGCUGUUCUACUCGGACGAGCUGGGCUUUUACAAUGAUGACGGCACCCCGGCCGACUAUUUUAAUUGGGACGGGGAGCAGGAUCCGCCAAAGGGGAAUCUGGCUUCCGGGAUCGAGAAAGACUACUUUUGGUGGUACGACAGGCAGGAAGUCAUCUGGGGAGGAGCCGUCGUCUGCUCGAAGCCCGGAACCUUCGUGGAGACGACCCCCUACGAAGCGCCGGUGGGCUGCGAGCCCGGAUGGACGUAUUGGAACCACAACGACAAAUGCUACAAGAUUGACCUGAUGCCGCUGGAUCAGUUCAACACCCGCAUCAUCCAUUGCGAACAGCUCAACUCGACGAUCGGCAGCAUCCACAGCGCCGAGGAGAACUACUUCAUUCGGAACAUUAAUGCGUCGUUGGCAGACUAUUCCAUCGAAUUUGGCUUAUUCUACGAACUCGAGCGGGGCGGCUGGUUCAACUACGACGGCUCUCCGGCAGACUAUUUCAACUGGGACUCAGAACAGGAUAAGCCCAAAGGCAUCCUCGCCUCGGAGAUGGGACCCGACUACACAUGGUCGCACGAUCCGCAAUGGUAUCUCUGGGGCGGUGCCGUACUCUGCGAAAAAGACGCCCAGCCGAUACAAGCAAGAAGAAGC